Clarias gariepinus (North African catfish) is the source of this 1639-nucleotide messenger RNA. It is a transcript of the gene nfkbiab, whose product is annotated as nuclear factor of kappa light polypeptide gene enhancer in B-cells inhibitor, alpha b. Gene Ontology annotation, molecular function: protein binding. The transcript is spliced from 6 exons. The record is from RefSeq and is a predicted model, not a curated record. NCBI's taxonomy places the organism in Eukaryota, Metazoa, Chordata, Actinopteri, Siluriformes, Clariidae. Bases 108 to 1058 code for a protein of 316 amino acids.
CGGAGGUUAAACACUCCUCCACCCGAGCGGAUCAGCUCAGAUCAGAUCACACACCUCACACACACACACACACACACGCGCGUUCGCACUCGUACACUGAAACAAUAAUGGCUCUUUAUCGGAACGCGAUGGAUUAUGGUUCGGAAGGGCACAAGACGCACAAGGCGGGAACUGUGAUGGACGAGCGGCUGGACAGCGGCCUGGACUCACUGCGCGAGGACGACACAGAGGCUUCCUGCAGCAGCGCGCGCCUGGAGCCCGUGAUCACCGGACUCAACGAAUUGAGUGUUCAAGAACCGCACGAGGAACAUUGGAUGAAAGUCAUCACGGAAGACGGAGACACGUAUUUGCAUUUGGCUGUCAUUCAUGAAGCCCAAGACAUGGCAAAAAAAAUGAUUGAAAUGUCGAUCAAGCACCCGUUCCUGAACAAACAGAACUACCAGAGACAGACGGCGCUGCACUUGGCCGUGAUCACAGAGCAGCCUCUGGUGGUGGAUCGUCUCCUGAAGGCCGGCUGUGACCCCACAUUGGUGGACAAUAACGGCAACACGGCUCUGCACAUCGCCUGCAGGACAGGGUCUCUCCCAUGUUUCGGGCUCCUCACGCAACACUGCUUGGAGUACCUGCCGUCCAUCCUGCAGACGCCCAACUACAGUGGUCAGAAAUGCUUACACGUGGUGGCUGUGCAUGGUUUUCUUUCACUGGUGGAGAGCCUUCUCUAUUUUGGAGCAGAUAUCAAUGAACAGGAGCAGUGUAAUGGCAGGACGGCUCUCCACUUAGCCGUGGACCUGCAGAACCUCGAGCUGGUGAAACUCCUGAUCAGCAAAGGCGCUGACGUGAACAGCUUGACAUAUGGUGGCCACUCUGCGUAUCACCUCACGCAUGGACGGCAGAACUGCGCCAUCCAGAGAGCGCUGCACGACGUCACGGAUCAGGACCUGCGGGAACUGCCUGAGAGCGAGAGUGAAGACAGUGAGGACGAGUGCGACUACGACUACGACAGCAGUGAUGUGUAUUCUGAUGAUGAGUAUGAUGACAUUAAAGUGAUGGGGCAGUAGAGGAGAGGAGAGGUGGUUCGGAGAGCUGAAAACUAUAAAAAAAAAAACGUCCAGUCCUGUGAGAGGACAUGUGGGACAAAAGGCUACAGGAGGACAUACCGAGAUAAACGUGAUCCUGAGCCAGGAACAUGCAGGCGGAAGGCCACGGGCGCCGAGAGGAAACGUGCAGGAAGAUAAGAUGAGUCGUAAACAAACAGAAAAACAUAAGAAGAAAGCAGAUGUACUGCUUAGACGUGCUCCGGUACCGGGAUUCAGCAUCAUAAUUCUCUACCAACAUAUCACGGUUUACGAUAACAUCACGAAGGGCAUGUCUGCCUUCCGGCGUAAACAGAUCCAAAAUAAGGACAAGUGGAGGACAGCUGGGACGAUACAGUGUGUUAGAUGCAUUAAUGGCGUAUCGUCUACCUGAUAAUAGGCACAUGCCUGGUGUCUGAACUGAAGCUCCGCCCCUGUAUUCAACUGUAAUAUAAUGUUUAUUGACAGAGUUAUUUUUAUAUGUGUAAAUUUGUACAGAUAUGUAUCCUGUUUUAUUGUUUUGGAAAUUCCAAAAUGUUCUGUUAAAUUAAAACCCCCUAAUUGCG